AUGAACAUAACAAUUAUUACAGGUAACAUUGAUCUGUGUCCACACAAACUUCAAUUACAAGCCCAGAGAGAUAAGGGAACACUUUCUCAAAAUGACCACAGUUGUUACGAACUUGUUCCAAAUGCUAAAGUCACCUGGCAGCAAGCUGAACAAAUGUGUUCCUCUAGAGAUGGCCAUCUUGUGUAUAUAACUAGUUCAAAAGAACAGAAUUUUAUACAAAACUUUAUGAAGAGACAUUACCCAGAUCAUGCUGUUUGGAUUGGUCUCACAGACAAAAAUACGGAGGGACAUUUUCAUUGGACAUCUGGUAUGCAAGUGCAGUAUACAAAUUGGAUUCCGGGACACAUUGCGAACUAUGCAAGCUCUAGUCAAGAAGACUGUGUUGUAUUGAUACCGUAUAAAAAUGGUCAAUGGGAUGAUAUACCAUGUGGGUAUACACAGCACUCCAUUUUUGGUGGCACAUAUUCCGGGGAAACCCAUCCUCUUUUGUGUGAAUACGGUAUUUCAACCGGACCAUCACUUAUCGGCUGAACAUGAUUGCAAUGAUGAUGUUCCUGUGAAUUAUUUGAGUGAUGAUAAAGAAAGUGAAAUUUA
This is a messenger RNA of Ruditapes philippinarum (Manila clam), 594 nucleotides long. Its product is annotated as brevican core protein-like. The transcript is spliced from 3 exons. The coding region runs from base 1 to 531 and encodes 176 amino acids. The record is from RefSeq and is a predicted model, not a curated record. Gene Ontology annotation, molecular function: signaling receptor activity. NCBI's taxonomy places the organism in Eukaryota, Metazoa, Mollusca, Bivalvia, Venerida, Veneridae.